Messenger RNA from Bathycoccus prasinos, 4221 nucleotides. Its product is annotated as ATP-binding cassette transporter. The record is from RefSeq and is a predicted model, not a curated record. Gene Ontology annotation, cellular component: membrane. The coding region runs from base 1 to 4221 and encodes 1406 amino acids. NCBI's taxonomy places the organism in Eukaryota, Viridiplantae, Chlorophyta, Mamiellophyceae, Mamiellales, Bathycoccaceae. The transcript has a single exon. Gene Ontology annotation, molecular function: ABC-type transporter activity; ATP hydrolysis activity; ATP binding.
AUGAGCGCCGUCGACCACCGGAAGGAAAAUGUCGAAGACCCGACGAAUCGUUUGGAACAAUACGCGAGCUUAUGCCGGGAUGAACUCGAAGCGCACGGAGGGAAACUGCCCUCGGUGGAAAUUAAGUGCGAUUUUGAUUACACGUUACACUUACCGGCGAAUAAAAUCGACCGGUCGAUAAAAACCGUCCCCGGGGUGCUCACGGACGUGGCGAUGAAAAUUCCGAAUAAAGUGAGAGAGAAAAUCAGCGGGAAGGAAAACGACGCGACGAAGAUGGAACCGUUUCGGGUUUUGAAAGACGUGGACUGUUGCUUUAAAGCGGGGUCGUUGACGUUGGUAUUGGCGCCUCCUGGACACGGGAAGACGAGUUUGUUGAAAGCGGUCGGGCAGAUUUUACCGAGCGCGGUUUUGAGCGGCGGGAAAGGCGUCACGUAUUCGAAGAUGACGGCGGAGGAGUUGAAGGAGAAGGAUAUCGACGCCAAUAGGAUGGCAAUGUACGUGACGCAACAGGACGAACAUUUACCGUUUUUGACGGUGAGAGAGACGACGAAGUUUUCACACGAAAACGCGACGCCAACGCCGACGAAUGAGAGAGAGGAAGACGUGCACUCGAGGAAGAUUGAUAGCGUGCAUCGAUUGUUGUCGUUGGAGAACUGUUUGGAUACAAUCAUCGGGAACGAUUUAGUGAGAGGCGUUUCUGGAGGGGAGAAAAAACGCGUCACGAUUGGCGAAGCUAUGGUAACGAACGCGCGAGUGUUUUGUAUGGAUGAGAUAUCGACGGGAUUGGACGCCGCGGUGACGCAUAACAUCAUCGCCGCUUUGAGAGAGUGGACGAGAAUCACCAACGGGACGGUUAUCGUUUCGCUCUUGCAGCCGACGCCGGAGGUGUACGAACUUUUCGACGACGUCUUGUGUUUGCGAGACGGAACUCCGGUGUAUCACGGUGACGUGGAUAAAGUGGUCGAUCAUUUUUGUGGUCUCGGCUUUGACAGCGAGAACGCGAAGAAAGGCGACGUGGCAGAUUGGUUGUUGAGCGUUUUGGUGGAUCCGUUGGCGCAUUCCAAAACGGGCGCGUCGAACCAGUUUGCCUCUGGCGACGGGUUAAGGAAAGGAUGGGUCGAAAACUCGAACGGAUUAUAUAAAAAGAGCAUCGGAGAGACCGAUUGCGUGGACAAAUCGGACGGGAAGAACAUGAUUGAUUUGCGAACGCCCUUCGCCAAGGCGCAAUAUUCCACCGCCUACCCGAAAGCGUGGCCGAGUAUGUAUAAAUCCGUCAUCAAGAGACAAUUUCAAAUCACGCUUAGAAAUAAAGUCUUUUUAUCGGCAAGAAUGUUUGGUGCGUUGAUCACGUCCGUCGUUCUCGGUUCUGUUUGGUUUGAUUUGCCCUUGGAUAGAGGUUUCGAGCGUUUAGGCAUGCUCCUGUUUUGCGUCUUGCACAUUUCCUUUAGCAAUUUUUCCGAGUUGACGUUUAGCGUCGAACAGAAAUACGUGGCGUAUAAACAACUCGAUUACAAGUUGUUCCCAACGUUUGCGUACAUCGUGUCUUCUAUUGCCACGCAGUUACCGAUCGCGGUGUUAGAGACGGCAAUAUUUAGUUGCAUUUUAUACCCGAUGGUUGGUUUGUCCAUGGAAUUUGAAAACUGGUUGGUGUUCUUCAUCAAUUUAACGUGCGCGAACGUUGCGAUGGCGAGUUUCUUCAGAGUCGUCGCUCUUCUUGCGCCAAACAUGGAAGCGGCACAAACUUUUCCUGGCCCCGUUAUCGCGAUUAUGGUCAUCUUUGCGGGCUUUUUAAUCUCCCCGGAGAAGAUGGGCGUGUUGCACUUCCUUUAUUGGAUUUCUUUGUUCGCGUACUCGUUGAGAUCUUUGUGUCAAAACGAAUUCCUCAGCGAUCAGUUCAAGUAUAAAGUGCCAUUGGAUCCCACCGCGGCCGCUGUGUACGUUCAAGGGUACACGGGAGACCCGAAAACGAUGGCGGAGUUUUGCGAGGAGAACGCGUUCCCGUGCGAAGACGCCGGGAAGAUUACUCUGAGUACCAUCGAUAUCAGCUCGGAUAAAAAAUAUUUCUGGGCCGGGCCGAUAUUUUCUAUCGGGUUCUUUUGCCUGAUGACCGCGAUAGGUUAUAGAGCGUUGUCGAAGAUUCGUAUUCAGCGCAACAUCGGGUCGUCGAGAACGUCGUCGAGUGAAAAGAAAAAAGACGGGGAAAAUGCCGAAGAAGUGAGCAUUUCAAUCUCGAAGGUUGACGCGGAGGCGUCGCAAAGAGCGUUAAGUUUUACUCCAAUGAGCAUCACGUGGGAAGAUUUGGAGUACACGGUAAAGGUUCCUGGAGAAGACGGUAAGCCGUUGUCCGGAUCGAAGAAAAUUUUGAACUCAGUCACCUCCGCGGCGCAACCGUCGAGAAUGUUAGCGCUCAUGGGUGCAUCUGGCGCUGGAAAAACGACGUUGUUAGACGUCAUCGCCGGGCGCAAGUCUGGCGGGGAAAUGAGAGGUACGAUUAAAUUGAACGGUCACGUGGUCAAGAAGGAAACGUUUGCGCGAUUAACCGCGUACUGCGAACAACAAGAUUUGCAUAACGCGUUUACAACCGUUAAAGAAGCUUUGGAAUUCUCCGCGACGCUCCGUUUGCCAUCGGACGUUUCCAAAGACGCUCGAAAAGCGGUCGUUGACGAAGCUUUGGAUAUCUUGGAGCUGAGAGGCAUCGAGAAUCGUUUAAUCGGCGUGGCGGGUUCGCCGAGUGGCUUAUCGCCCGGUCAACGCAAAGUCUUAACCGUUGGCGUCGAGUUGGUCUCGAACGCCCCGGUGUUCUUUUUGGAUGAACCGACGUCUGGUUUGGACUCGAGAGCGGCGUUGAUUGUCAUGCGCGAGGUGAAAAAAGUCGCCAAUCUUGGGCGGACGGUCAUCACCACGGUCCACCAACCGUCCAAGGAAAUUUUCAACUUGUUCGACGAUAUGUUGUUGUUACAAAGAGGCGGCUAUCAGGUCUAUUUCGGCCCGUGUGGCGUGAAUGGCAAAACAUUCGUUGACUAUUUGCAAAAGAUUCCAAACGCGCACGCGUUGCCGGACGGCAUGAACCCGGCGUCGUGGAUGUUGGACGUGUUGGGCGGCACCGACUCCUCAAACGCGGGCGAAAAAAGCGCGUUGAAGAAAUCGAAAUCAACCGCGGCGGGCAGUUUGCAACCGGCAAUGACGAUGAAACGCAGCGGUUCCGGGGGCGCCUUGAACGGCCUCCUUUUGGUCGAACGGUUCAAAGCCUCCCAGGAAGGCGCCGCCGGUACGCGCUUAGUCAAGGAAUUGUGCGCCAAAGGCGAAAAGUCGGAAAUGUUCGCCUUUGCCUCGCCGUACGCUCGAUCGUUCUUGGCGCAACUCAGAUGCCUCAUCCAACGCGCAUCCCUCGCGCACAACCGCGACGUCGCGUACAAUCUUGGGCGCAUUGGCAUUCUCUUUGUUCUCUACCUCCUCUUCGGGUUUGUCUACUUCGAUUUAGACGCGUCGAACGAAACCGGCGUCCAAGCGAUGGUCGGGGUCAUUUUCAUGACGUCCAUUUUCGCCGGUAUCAUCUUCAUGAACUCCGUCAUGCCCGUGCGCGUGAGAGAAAGAGCCGUGGCGUAUCGCGAACGCACCUCGUUCAUGUACGACGCCGUCCCAUACUCUCUAUCGCACGCGAUUUGCGAAGUCCCGUGGGUCUUACUGGUCACCUUUGUCACCGUCACCCCGCUCUACUUCAUGGUCGGCUUAGUCCCAACCUUCGAGCACUACAUCUUCCACGUUCUCAUGGUCUUCACCGUCUCAAUGGCAUUCAUGUCUUUAGGUCAGCUCAUUGCGUGUCUAUGCGCGACCAUCCAAACCGCGCAAGCUGGCGCGUCUGCCUUCAUCCCUAUCUGCUUCCUCUUCGGCGGUUUGUACCUCCCGUACCCGCAAAUUCCCGUCUAUUGGAAGUGGGCGUACUUCAUCGACCCGGUCGCGUACGCCAUCCAAGGUGUCACCGCCCCGCAAUUCGAACACCGAGGGUGUACCGGCGCGUACCCAGACGGCGACUGUCCAACCAUUCAAGCCUUCCGAGGCACGUAUUUCGAAACCGUCGACACGUUGGCGUACGUGGAAGAAAAAUACGACGUCCAACUCUCCCAAAAAUGGUACAUGUUGAUUUACGUCGCCAUUUUCGUUUUGUGCAUGCAAACGCUCCAUAUUAUCGCGUUCAAGUUUAAAAAAGUCGUCGCUCGAUAA